Messenger RNA from Perognathus longimembris pacificus (Pacific pocket mouse), 1142 nucleotides. It is a transcript of the gene Arl5c, whose product is annotated as ADP ribosylation factor like GTPase 5C. Gene Ontology annotation, molecular function: GTP binding; GTPase activity. Lineage: Eukaryota; Metazoa; Chordata; Mammalia; Rodentia; Heteromyidae. Gene Ontology annotation, biological process: protein localization to Golgi membrane; intracellular protein transport; vesicle-mediated transport. Bases 170 to 715 code for a protein of 181 amino acids. The transcript has 3 exons. The record is from RefSeq and is a predicted model, not a curated record. Gene Ontology annotation, cellular component: trans-Golgi network; cytoplasm.
GCCCUUUGCUUCUGUGGCAGAUGUCUGUGAUUUAACUCCUGGAGUAGGACAGAGCAAUUUGAAUUCCAGCACUAUCACUCACAAGCUAUGUGGCUCAGGGCAAGAUACUUCAUCUCACUGGGCCUUGUUCUUGUCUAUAAAAUGGGAGUAAUAAUAAUAUCGAUUCCCCAUGGAGAUGAAGUCUAAAUGGAUCCAGGAAUCUCCAGGGCUUAGCAUAGCCCAAGGUGCGCAGUCAGGUGUGUGUAUUCUGUCUGGACAAAAAGGCAGAUACAAGAGGAUCAGGCUGAUGAGACAGACCCUGAGGCUGUCUGGCUCCUUUCCUGUAGGGCUGGCAUGCAGGCAGGGAAGAGGUCAGUGGGCAACAAUGUGGGUAGAAAUCUGUUCUCCAAAAAGAAAGCCCCACCACUCAUGGCUUCCCUUCACUGGUCAGUUUAUCAUCCUCGUGAUUGACAGCUCGGACCGGGAUCGGCUGCUGACUACUCGAGAGGAGUUGUACAAGAUGCUGGCCCAUGAGGCACUUCGUGAUGCUUCAGUCCUGAUCUUUGCCAACAAGCAAGAUGUGAAGGACUCCAUGACCACGGCUGAGAUCUCCCAGUUCCUCUCUCUCAGUGCCAUCAAAGAUCAUCCGUGGCACAUCCAAGGCUGUUGUGCUCUGACGGGGGAAGGACUGCCUGCUGGGCUCCAGUGGAUGCAGUCUCAGGCCACUGCUAAAUGAUGGCCCAGCCUGCCCGAGCGCCCUGGAAACCAUGGGCGAUCUGCACAGUCAGUGUGGAUGGGAAACCAAGUGCCUAUUGUGCUUUUCUCUGAUUCACUGGUGGGAGCUGAGCAGCUGUAGACAGUUGUCAUCGCCAACUGUCACAGAGGCGCUGGCCCUUAGACCCUAAGUUGCUGCAGCAAAGUUGUCAUCCACUCUGACCCCAGGGGAGCUGCUGGGUGUGUUGGGGGAUCGGAAAGUGCAUCCCGGUGCCCAGACAGGGACCUUCCACACCCUUUUACCCUCCCCUCUGAAAUGCUUACUCUGACUACAGUACAGGGCUUGAGCUUUGCGCCACCUGGUGCUAUCCCUUCACUCCUAGCGUCCUUCCCUGAGAACCCCAGUCAUCCCAAAGGUCCCAGGUUCUAUGGGGACUAUUUACUUUGUC